Megalops cyprinoides (Indo-Pacific tarpon) is the source of this 1254-nucleotide messenger RNA. RefSeq names its product lactamase, beta 2 (gene lactb2). The transcript is spliced from 7 exons. The coding region runs from base 121 to 990 and encodes 289 amino acids. The record is from RefSeq and is a predicted model, not a curated record. Gene Ontology annotation, molecular function: RNA endonuclease activity; single-stranded RNA binding. Gene Ontology annotation, cellular component: mitochondrial matrix. Lineage: Eukaryota; Metazoa; Chordata; Actinopteri; Elopiformes; Megalopidae.
CUUCCUUCGACCGAAGUUUUCAUGCUGCUCGAAGCUCAAAGGUUGAGAUCUGUCGCAGGUGGAUUCUCCCGUGUGAUCGCUACAGUUAGCUAGCUGACUACAGGGGGAAAAGAUAGGAAAAUGACUGCAAUUAUCCCCCGUAUAGAGCAGCUGUCCUCUAGAGUUGUGCGAAUCCUCGGCUGCAAUCCUGGGCCGAUGACACUUCAGGGAACGAAUACAUAUCUGGUCGGAACGGGGAAAAGACGUGUGCUCAUAGACACGGGAGAGCCGUCAGUCCCGGAGUACAUCAGCUGUUUGAAGCAAGCCCUGACCCAGUUCAACACCGCGAUACAGGAGAUCAUCGUCACACACUGGCAUCACGACCAUACCGGAGGAGUGGGGGAUAUUAUUAAAGAUAUCUCCGCAGGUUCUGAGCUGCGGGUGAGCAAGCUCCCCCGCUAUCCAGCUGUUGAGGAAUUAACGGGAGCAGGAAAGAAAUACACGUACCUGAAGGACGGGGACGUCAUAGAAACAGAGGGAGCCACACUGAAGGUGCUGUUCACCCCCGGGCACACGGAUGACCACAUGGCCCUGGUGCUGGAGGAGGAGAGGGCCGUGUUUUCGGGGGACUGCAUUCUGGGGGAGGGCACGGCGGUGUUCGAGGACCUCUACGACUACAUGAACUCCCUGCAGAUCCUGCUUGCCUCCAGCGUUGACCUCAUAUACCCAGGACACGGGCCGGUGGUGCAGAACGCCGGGGAGAAGAUCAGAGAGUACAUCAAGCACAGAAAUCUGCGGGAGCAGCAGAUCCUCUCUCUCCUGCAGGAGGGUGCAGGGAAGGCAUUCAGCUCCAUGGACCUCGUGAAAGUGGUGUACAAGGACACCCCUGAACAUCUUCACAGAGCCGCAGAAGUAAACCUCGUGCAUCACCUGAAGAAGCUGGAAAAAGAUGGGAAAAUAAGCUGCAUUAAUGAAUCAACUCAAAAUAAUACAUGGAAGAGCAACCUGUGAGAGGAGAAGUGACUUCCUGUGACCUCCUGUGACCUCCAGCUUACCUGUCUGUGAUGGAGGAGGCAGGGCAGGAAGUGAGCUGCUGUCAGCUAAAGCUGGGAUUUCCAUUACUUAUGGAGGAGACCUGAGAUCACUGCCUUUUUAAACCACGAUCAAAGCCUGAUUCUGUUACGGCUGAAUCAAAAAUGUGCAGGGCUCGCAAUUAAGUGUGUAUCUUUUACAGGUUGGUUACAGGUUACAUCUUUUACAGUUGUUUUCUUCAGU